Molecule: messenger RNA, 2127 nt
Organism: Chrysemys picta bellii (western painted turtle)
Lineage: Eukaryota; Metazoa; Chordata; Testudines; Emydidae
Gene: ADA2
Product: adenosine deaminase 2
Biological process (GO): adenosine catabolic process; inosine biosynthetic process
Molecular function (GO): adenosine deaminase activity
Source: RefSeq, a predicted model, not a curated record
UGACCAGAUGUCCUGAUUUUAUAGGACAGUCCCGAUUUUGGGGUCUUUUUCUCAUAUAGGCUCCUAUUACCCCCCACCGCCUGUCCUGAUUUUUCGCACUUGUUGUCUGGUCACCCUACAACAAGCCAUAAGUAUAAAAGUGAAACUAAAACAAGGAAUUGGAACUGCCAGUGUAGGCUUGUUUGAUUUGUUCUGUGUUUUAAUAGCAGCUUUGCUUUGUACCGAUUUGUCUGAAGGAGCGGUGACUAGGAUCUGCUAUCUCGGUUGCAGUUGGAUGAUCUCUGGACGCAAGGAAGAGAAAAUCGACAGUGUGUCCAUGACAUGGAGCCUCAGGCUGGUUGGCUGGUAUUCCUUGUCCUGAGUCUGGUUCCUCUUUGCCUUCCCAUCCCUUUGCGGGACUUCCUGUUGGAGCAGGAGAACGUCCGCCGGAUCGGUGGCAACCUGGUGCUGGGGAAGUGGGAAGAGCAGGUCAAUGAGUAUCUAAUAAGCCUCAAGGAGAAGGAAGUGGCCAAGGCCCAGAAGACUGGAUAUUUCCCACCCAGCAUGCACUUCUUCAGGGCCAAAGGCUUAAUUGAUCAAAGUGCAGUGUUCAGCAUCUUGAAACGUAUGCCGAAAGGUGCUGUCUUACACCUGCAUGACUAUGCAAUAUUGAGCGUGGACUGGCUGGUGCACAAUGCCACCUACCUACCUGACUGCUACAUCUGCUUCACCAAUGUGGGUACUAUUCAGUUUAGGUUUUCCAAGCCUCACCCACCCAGCCCAGUGCCGCCGGGCUGUUCAGAGUGGGUGUUGCUAAAGACUUACCGGAAGCAGCUGCACAACAUCAGUGAGUUCGAUAACAGUUUGCUGAAGAACCUGACCCUGGUGACUGACAACCCUGAGUUGACAUACCCAACGCAGGCUUUCAUUUGGAGAAAAUUUGAGAAUGUCUUUUCCACUGCUUCUGGCCUCAUCAGCUAUGCACCUGUGUUCAAGGCCUAUUUCUAUCAGGGGCUGUUGGAGCUCUAUGAGGAUAACGUACAGUAUGUCGAGAUGAGAGCUAUAUUUCCACCGGUGUAUGAACUGGAUGGGACCAAAUACAAUGAAUCCUGGUCUAUGGCAGCGUAUCAGGAGGUGGCGAGGCAGUUUGUUAAGGAUCACCCUGAUUUUAUUGGAGCAAAAAUUAUAUUUACAACACACAGAAAGAAGAACGUUACCGAGAUUAAAAAAGCCAUCAAGAAGGCCAUAGACCUCCGAGCCAUGUUCCCGGACACUCUGGCGGGAUUUGACCUGGUUGGGCAUGAGGAUGAAGGACGCUCUCUGUGGGACUUGAAGGAUGCCCUGACCAUUCCAUACUCCAAAGGAGUCAAUUUGCCUUACUUUUUCCAUGCUGGUGAGACUGACUGGCAGGGCACCUCUGUAGACAUCAAUGUGCUCGAUGCUUUGCUGUUCAAUACCAGUCGGAUUGGCCAUGGAUUUGCUCUCACUAAACAUUUAGUAGCCAAGAAGUUGUCCCUUAAUAUGGAUGUUCCUAUAGAACUCUGCCCCAUCUCCAACCAGGUCCUGCUGUUAGUAUCAGAUUUGAGGAACCAUCCUGCUGCUCAGUUGAUGGCAGAGGGACACCCCAUGGUGGUUAGUUCAGACGAUCCAUCUAUCUUUGGAUCAAAGGGUGUGUCGUAUGACUUCUAUGAGGUGUUCAUGGGCAUCGGCGGGAUGAGCGCAGACCUGAGAACUUUAAAACAACUGGCACUAAACUCUCUAAAAUACAGCUCCUUGCCGCCAAAGGAGAAAGCCCAGGCCAAACAGGUCUGGCAGAAAAAAUGGGACCAGUUUAUAGCUGACCUCUGCAAUGCUUUUCCAAGGGAGCUGUAGUGGGGAGGAUGUCUGCACGGCAGAGGGAACUGGGGCUACUGCUAAUGCAGAGAGAAUUCUUUUUCUAUGUCACUUGAGCAAACAGCACUCAAGCUGUGGCCUGGAGCCGGGUGAUUUUGGCCAAUUAUAGUUAAUAGCAAUUGCCCAUACCUCUAUACAUUAAUGUCAUUGGAUGCAGGUGAAGCAGAGCAGUGAGCCUUUAAAACAGAAGCAAAAAGUGCUGUAAAUGAUCAAAGUAACUAAAGUCAAAAUACCAUUAAAAUCGUGAAGUGCUUA